This is a messenger RNA of Nematocida minor, 381 nucleotides long. RefSeq names its product dynein light chain LC8-type. The record is from RefSeq and is a predicted model, not a curated record. NCBI's taxonomy places the organism in Eukaryota, Fungi, Microsporidia. The transcript has a single exon. The coding region runs from base 1 to 381 and encodes 126 amino acids. Gene Ontology annotation, biological process: microtubule-based process. Gene Ontology annotation, cellular component: dynein complex. Gene Ontology annotation, molecular function: dynein light intermediate chain binding; dynein intermediate chain binding.
AUGAAAAGCGAGGAAAAGAGCAAAGAGAAGAGCAAAGAAGAAAAGAAAAACAUGCCUGAGAAAAAAGAAGAAGAUCUUUUUGCCGAGAAAAAAAUAACAGUAAACAAGAAAGAGAUCCCGGAGAACAUACAGGCAGAGGUUGCAGACAUGUGCCUGAACGCAGAAGAUAUCAAGAACCCAGAGAAGUAUGCAGACAUAGCCACAAAGCUGAAAAAAAAGCUGGAUAAGAAGUUCGGCGAUGGGUGGAACGUAAUAAUCGGGGACAACUUUUCAGGGUCGUGCUCUGUGGCCAAGAACAACUUCCUGGAAAUAAGCAUAGCAAACGUGCGUGUUCUUGUGUUUAAGUCCAGUGCCCAUGUCUCUUCAGAGAGUGGUAAAUAG